This is a messenger RNA of Fragaria vesca subsp. vesca, 796 nucleotides long. RefSeq lists its product as uncharacterized. Lineage: Eukaryota; Viridiplantae; Streptophyta; Magnoliopsida; Rosales; Rosaceae. The transcript is spliced from 4 exons. The record is from RefSeq and is a predicted model, not a curated record. Bases 156 to 620 code for a protein of 154 amino acids.
GUCAUUCGAUAAAUUAGUACCAAAUUAGGAGAAGGAGAAGGCGACUGUGUUGUUGAUCCACAAUCGGAUCCUUUUUACUGGCCAGCUGCUGUGAGCUGUAGCAAACACAGGAGGAAGUUAAGCCUUGACGUAAGCAACAGUUGCCGGCGAAGGAAAUGGAGGACAAGGGCAAAGGAAGCGAGAGAUUUGGGGGAGCCAUAGCCAAUCUGACCGAGAUGGCUCUCAAUUUGGAGUCACUCCAGAAGCUGCUCCUCAAGAAGGCCGUCUUUGUCGAUGAAGAGACCUUCACCAAAGCCUCACUUUGUUCUGAACAAGCUCGUACCAUUAAGGUUCUUGAACAAAGGGUUGAAACUUUGGAACGAGAACUUGAUGCUGCCAUUACAGCUGCUGCACGUGCUCGUUCAGAAAAACGCCAGGCUGAGGCAGCAGAGAAGGCUGCUGAGUUACGAGCACAGGAAGUUACAAAAGAGCUCGAGAACACCUCAAAGGUAUUUGAGCUGCACAUGGAGGAGUUGCGUGCAAAGCAACAAGAAAUCUCUAAGCGUGAUAAGGAUAUCAAACUUUUGGAAGCUAUAAUUCAGACACUUGGUGGAAACGAAGCGCAUAAAAGAACUGUAUAGAAAUUCUCUCUUUUGAAAUAUGUAUCAAAUUAGUUUUAAUUUUUUUCCUUUUUAAAGAAGAAAGAUCGUAUAUAUUUAGGCACAGUUGCUUUCCAAAAAGAUGGGAUGGAUCCACACUCUUAACAAUUUCAGCUUUGCUUCAACAGUAGAUGAAUUAUGUGGGUCUGCUAUAUCUC